Molecule: messenger RNA, 1121 nt
Organism: Mytilus trossulus (common blue mussel)
Lineage: Eukaryota; Metazoa; Mollusca; Bivalvia; Mytilida; Mytilidae
Exons: 4
Coding region: 243-734 (163 amino acids)
Source: RefSeq, a predicted model, not a curated record
GUACUUUUGUCGGACUUGCUCUAAACGGAAAUUAUAGCAUCUGGUCAAUAAGGAAAUCCCAGUUAUUAAUUCUAAUAUUUGGAUUAUAAAGAGAAUUUUCAUGAUAGAACACAAGCGUUAUACUAUUCAUACAGUUAUAUGACGUAAAUGGAACGGAAACUGACUUAUGUGGUGGUCAAAAGGGGCAAUAUAACUUUCAUGGACAAGAUAUACAUCACUUAUUGGGAUCAUCCUUCCACAAAAUGACAAGGAAGGCGAACAGACUACGAUUUCAUACAUUAACUGUCAUGAACAAAAUAGAAUUAGUUUACCCUUCAGUUAACAGAGUGACAGAAGUGUUAAUAAAUGAUCGAUGUCUAGAUUAUAUCACUAACAGCACUCUUCUUGAUAAUAGCAUCUCAAAGAUUCAUCUAUUCACCAUUCAAUUUAAUAUGCUUCAAGAAGCUAGAGAAGUUGUGAACCAGUUACAUGCUCCUCCGAAUAAUUUUGGUUUCAGUCUGUUACGACUAAGAAAUAGCUACCUCAAAUCAUUGAUGUGUGAAAUUUCAAUGAUAAUGCAUAUUUUAGAACAACCAGUCCCCUCGACAACAGGAAAAUAUGUGCAACUGUGUAAGAACCUUGACAGAACGGGAAAAUAUGAACAAGGAUAUUUUCUUCUGGAUAGAAUUGAGAAAUUGUCACGGACUCUUCAUUCCCAGUAUUCAUCUCUUCGACCUGAUGACGUAUUGUUUUAACUUUACAAACUAAAUAAAGAUUUCUAGUCAAGAAAUCAAAUGAGUAGCACUUAUAGUGCUUUAUGUGUAUAUUGGUAUCAGGUGCAAUAGUCAUCAUUGCCAAGAUUACAAGAUAAAUAGUUUUUGAAGUAAAGUAAAUUUAGAUUUGCGCGAUUAAUUAGGUGUGGUAAUAGUAUUUAUAACUGAACAAAACUUUACAUGGAUUUUGGAUUUAUUUAUUAUCAUUAUCUUUAUUAUUUAUCAUUUUGAUCUUGUCGCAUUAACUCUUUUCUUUCUUACUAAGCAUUUUGAUUCCCUUGCAUUUAUUUUAUUUUUUAUUAUUUUGAUUAUGUCCCAUUGAUUUUAUUCUUUAUCAUUUUUAUUUUGACGCAAUGAUUUAAGUCUUCA